AUGUCUCUACAGAGCUUAAGAUAUCUUGUAUCAAAUCUAGUCUCAGCCGUUUCAAAACAGAAACUAUUCCCCUUGGAAUCAUGUAUCUUGUUCGAUAAACAAGAAGGACAGCAAUGGCUUGAACUUAUGACAUUCGAUCCCGUUUUUCUGCAUACGAUAGUAUUCACAACACUCACCUACCAUGACUCGCUUUUAGGCCGCCAAGAAUGCGCACCUACGAAUACACAGAUAUCGUUGCACUUCACAAAGACACUUCGCCUUUUUCGUGAAAGACUAAUACUUGAGGAUGACGGAGCAAAAUUCUCAGACAUAACGAUAUUUAUAGUCCUUGGUCUGGCCAUCUACGCCUACCUGACUGGGGAGCGUAAAGCUGCAGAGUAUCACCUUUCUGCCCUGCGCACCAUCAUAGAUUUCAGAGGUGGGUUAAGUGUCUUUUGGCAUAAUGAGAAGCUUCUUUUUGAGCUCUUCAGAUGUGAUAUAGGCCGAGCUCUCAAUAACGGAUCAACGCCAUUCUUCUUCUACAACCCUUUAGUAGAGCCAUUCCCACCAUAUCCAGAGGAAGAACUACUACUUGGCUUUUUGGGAUCCGACACUCAAGCCACACAAGGCAACAAACACAAAUUCCUAGAUGAGGUUGAUAAGGACUUAGCCAAAGCCUGGAGUAUCGUGGAGCAAUUCAGUGCACGUAUCAACCUUGUCGACGAAACUAAGAAUAAACUACCAAAAAAGCUUUUAUUGGACACAAUGGCUUCUGUUAUGUACCGUGUCAUGCACAUGAGCUACGAAUACGGGUCUCUUGACGAAUGUAUACGUCUCGGAUUACUGGCGUAUUCAUCAAGCAUAUUUCUACAGUGGAGCAACAGAAGGACGUCGUAUCAUCGUUUUUCAACUGCCUACAGAGACCUUUUGACUACCUCGCACUUCUUAGAUCUGUUCCCUAUUCAUUUCCGACUGUGGUUUCUGGUGACUGGGGCUGUUUCAAUAUUCAAGGAGCAUGAUGACCAGUGGCUCAAAUCACAGUUGUUGUAUAUCAUCGAUUCGUGCAAGCUGGAAAGGUGGGAUCAAGUGAAGAAUAUUUUGCAUUCAAUUAUGUGGAUUGACCUGUUGCAUGAUCAUCUUGGAAAAGGAUUCUUCGACAAUAUUGUAACUUAA
Messenger RNA from Talaromyces rugulosus, 1152 nucleotides. RefSeq lists its product as uncharacterized. The record is from RefSeq and is a predicted model, not a curated record. Lineage: Eukaryota; Fungi; Ascomycota; Eurotiomycetes; Eurotiales; Trichocomaceae. The transcript is spliced from 2 exons. Bases 1 to 1152 code for a protein of 383 amino acids.